AUGCCAGAUAUUGAUGCAAACAAUAUAAUAUUAGGGAAUCAGAAACUACGAAAACUUAGUUUGAAAAUGCAACGCCAAAAGAGAUUACAAGUCCAAGCUAUGUCAAUUAGAUCUCCCAAAUCUUCAUCGCCGCCACCGUGGGGGGUUCUUGUUCUUCUUGCUCACCAUCUUGACCCUAAAUCUUUAGGGGUGGCUUCAUGUGUGUCCAAGUCAUGGUACUUGUCCAUGGCGUCUGACCAUAUUUGGCAACCUUUGUGUUCGAGUCAUUACCCUUCUCUUUCUAACCUUAAGAUGACACAUCCUUCUGUUUCUUACCACCGUUUGUAUGCCAUUGCAUACGUUGCUGCCAAACGCAGGGUGAGAGGUCCCUCCAUGCCUCAAUUUUCCAUGGACAGUCUCAUCUUUGAUAUCCAUAUUCUGGGCACCAAGGACAAUCAUCCUAUCGUCAAAAUAGCAAAGCUUGGUAAUGAAUUUUGUUUUGAUCAUAAUGGGGUGUUUAGAUUUGAUUUUGGAGUGAAUAAUUAUGAGUGCUUGACGUCGUCAAUGAAUGAGAUGCCAGAGGAUGUAAAAAUCACAUGGAAUGUGGUGUUGAAAGAUUGGAGUGCGGUUUUUACCAUGAUGGAUUAUGAAGGGAAAGUGAGAUAUUCUCCUGGGUCCGAAGGUUGGUUUUCGCAGGAGUUACCACCACCACGGUGUUGCUCUAGUGAUUCCACAAGUGGGAUCGUGGCAGAUUUGAAGUUGGUGUUCUAUCGUAGGAAAGAUGGUGGUGACAAAGUUAGGGUUGACAAGGUAAGUGUGGGAAUAUUGAAUGUUGUUAAUUGGAGAUACGUGAUUGUUGAGGAUGGUAUCAGGUACUUGCAACAUUUCCUAUUUCCAUGUUGA
Molecule: messenger RNA, 882 nt
Organism: Populus nigra (black poplar)
Lineage: Eukaryota; Viridiplantae; Streptophyta; Magnoliopsida; Malpighiales; Salicaceae
Product: probable F-box protein At5g04010
Exons: 1
Coding region: 1-882 (293 amino acids)
Biological process (GO): gibberellic acid mediated signaling pathway; SCF-dependent proteasomal ubiquitin-dependent protein catabolic process
Cellular component (GO): SCF ubiquitin ligase complex
Molecular function (GO): protein binding
Source: RefSeq, a predicted model, not a curated record